Molecule: messenger RNA, 512 nt
Organism: Ceratitis capitata (Mediterranean fruit fly)
Lineage: Eukaryota; Metazoa; Arthropoda; Insecta; Diptera; Tephritidae
Exons: 3
Coding region: 17-373 (118 amino acids)
Source: RefSeq, a predicted model, not a curated record
GAGCAUAGUUAUCGAGAUGCCUUCAUUUUCAAAUGGGGUCGAUUUGGAAAUGCAUACAUCGACUCCUGCGACUCAAGCCUCAAAAACUCCACGUAGAGGCAGUAGGAGAAGACGUGUGGAAGAUGUGAGCGAUACCCUAAACGCAUUUUUAGAAAUUGCGCAAACACAAGCGAAUGCUUUAAAAAUGUUAGCAGAGUCGAGUGCAGCAUCCACCCAAAUUGCAAGCAGGCAAGCUGAUGCCUUGCAGUUGUUAGCUGAAAGCAAUGCGGCGACCACGCAGGCAUUGGCAGAUGCUAUGACCACAAUGGGGGAAGGAUUGAAAAGUUGUGCAGCUGCCUUCAACAAUUUAGCCGACGCAAUUAGCCGUAUGUAAAUAUAUUAUAUUAUAGAGUUUAAAGUUAUUUUUUUUAGAUUAGAGUUAAUUUAAACAUAGUACAAGAAGUUCUUUUUUUUAUUUAUAUUAUUCAUUUAAGUUUUUAUUUGAAAAAAAAAAUAAGUUUUGGAGAGUAUUU